Molecule: messenger RNA, 1101 nt
Organism: Pyricularia grisea
Lineage: Eukaryota; Fungi; Ascomycota; Sordariomycetes; Magnaporthales; Pyriculariaceae
Exons: 6
Coding region: 199-1101 (300 amino acids)
Source: RefSeq, a predicted model, not a curated record
UUUUCUUCUUUACUCCUUCGGAAUCCGUCCGGCGCCUCCAACCCGUAAACGUUGGACUACUCUGCACAAAAGUCAGUUUACGAGGUCGUUUUCCAACACAGCUAUACGCCAUCAUCCUUUUUUUCUAACCCAAUUCUUCGGCAGCCCAACAAUCAGGCUUUUCACGCCUACACUGGGCGCAGCACGUCUUAUGCAACCAUGGCAUCAAAUGCGUCAAACGCCGCUAUAAACGCUGUCGUCAAAAAGGCACCAGCACUAACAAAAACGCAGACUGGAUUGGACAGUCUCAACAUUCUCAACCAGCUAUUCACACAAAUUCUCAAUAGAAAAUUACACACUAAGGCCGUAAAGAUCAAAGAAAAUUCACAUAUCCUCGAUCUUGGCUGCGGAAGCGGCCUCUGGGUAAUGCUUAUGGCCCUAAACCCAAAACUAUCUUCAAUUAUAGCAGCAUACCUACUGGAAUUUGAGGGAGAAAAAGUUUUGUUGAAUCGCGUGACCAGCAUCCCACAAACCGUUACGUUCACCCCUGUGGAUAUUAAAAGGGAAUGGACAGGCAAAAUUUUACAACAUACACCUUACGAUCUAAUAAAUUGCAGGAUGAUAAAGGGGUCUAUGAAAUCAUGGCCCACAAUAUACGAGAAAAUAGCGACCCACUUGACGCCCGGAACCGGAGUCUUUAAACAGUUUAAGAUCGAUUUGCGAUUUCAAUACUCCUCUGGCCUCAUUCCAAACGCCUUAAAGCAGUGGGCAGAUAAGCUUCACCAGGCCAUGGAAGAGCAUGGCAUGUUUAUGCGAUGCGACCCCGAAGAAAUUCGAUGCAUGCUGCUCAAAAGCGGUUUUGACAACGUUAAAGAGCGGGCGAUUAUUUUUCCAAUUAAUGAUUGGCCGCUGGAAAACGACGGUAAAAAAAUCGGGAAAUGGUUUAAUCUCGCCCUCACCAACAGUUUAUUACCAAUGUCCCUUUCGCCUUUGGUUCGUACUGGGAACAACAAAGUCAAGGAAAUUAAUAACCUGAUCAACAAAGCCAGCGAAGAAUUAAAUUCCCAGGCACGUACGGAGGGCGUCUAUUGCAUAUUCUACAUUUGGACCGCCAUAGCCUGA